AUGGCAAAGAAGGCUAUGGCGAUAGUGGACGAGCUGCCGGAAGGCGUGUUGAUGGACAUCUUGUCAAGAAUUCAGUCGAAAUCCCUCCUCCGAUUCAAAUCCGUCUCCAAAUACUGGUACUCUCUCAUUCAAAACCCUAGCUUCAUCUCUCUCCACCACAACCUCACACAACACUAUGACUGCAUUCUCUUUCAACCUACCGACGACGAAUGUUGCAUAUAUUUAUUCCCCAACGAAACUUCAAUCGAAGAACUAGAUAUUUCUUUCACCAGGCCGCACCUUGAGAAAUACUACCUUGGUGGCUCUUGUAACGGCCUUAUUUGUCUCUUUGAUAAGUCCACUAUCAUCAUAUGCAACCCUGCAAUGAGAGAAUUCAGGCUACUCCCUCAACCCUUUUAUGGAACAUUGCGGAUAAGUACUGAUUCAUGGAAAGAAAUUAUUGCAACGGUGCCCAAAAACUACAUCACCAAGUGUCCUUCUCCUUGCACAUCAUUGGAUGAAGUUUUCUACUGGUUAUGUGGUGAUUUGGCUACUGAUGCCAAGGUAAUUGGUGCCUUAAACACCAUUAAAGAAUCAUUUGAACAGAUAUCAUUGUCUGCUAGCAUUUGCAAAUAA
Molecule: messenger RNA, 615 nt
Organism: Rhododendron vialii
Lineage: Eukaryota; Viridiplantae; Streptophyta; Magnoliopsida; Ericales; Ericaceae
Product: F-box protein At5g49610-like
Exons: 2
Coding region: 1-615 (204 amino acids)
Molecular function (GO): protein binding
Source: RefSeq, a predicted model, not a curated record